Ceraceosorus guamensis is the source of this 2670-nucleotide messenger RNA. Its product is annotated as NAF1-domain-containing protein. Bases 42 to 2534 code for a protein of 830 amino acids. Lineage: Eukaryota; Fungi; Basidiomycota; Exobasidiomycetes; Ceraceosorales; Ceraceosoraceae. Gene Ontology annotation, cellular component: sno(s)RNA-containing ribonucleoprotein complex. The record is from RefSeq and is a predicted model, not a curated record. The transcript is spliced from 2 exons. Gene Ontology annotation, biological process: ribosome biogenesis; box H/ACA snoRNP assembly; pseudouridine synthesis. Gene Ontology annotation, molecular function: RNA binding.
CCGUUGCGAAUCGCACUCAUUGCUCGAAAUACGGCACCAAGAUGGAUGGAAAGGCCGCUGUGAUACACGAGGCAAGCGGCAGCCCUGCGGACGCACCAAAGGUGCUUCCAGGGGUGGAAGGCAGCAAUGCAGCUGCCGCCCUUGGAGGUGGAGCCACCACCAGUGCCGCCUCGACGCGGGCAGACGAAGAAGGUCAUCUUGCUGCUCAAGCGAUACCCGUAGCUACAAGCCCACAAUUUCCCCCCCAAUCUUCAUCAUCGCAGUUCCAAGCUGCCUCCAUCGAUCCCACCCAAAGCUCAGAUCUGCUUCCCGAUGACGUCCGGCAAAUAAUUGAUAGCGGCGCUGCUGGCUCUACUCAGGCGGCGCGACAAGCGUCCGCCAGCGCGGAUGGCGCAAACGACGACGAGCUGGAACGUUUGAGAGCCGCUGUGCUCGCAGCACGCGGCACACGAGCGCAGCUGCCUCCGGGACUGGAUUACGAGGUACCACAAACAAUGGAUACUUCUGAUGGGGAGAAGGACCAAUCAGAGCCGGUGGACACGGCCGCAGGGAAAGCGGUCUCAUCAGAGGCGCAGACUGAUCCCCGCUCGAAUGAACAGUCAAGUAGGCUGGGUGACCCAGUCGACGAUGACGAAGAUGCAGCAGCGACGGCGAUGCUGAAUAGAGCUCUGACGGCAAUGGGCGAGCCUGUCGGUUUACCAGCAGCUUUGCCCCCGAGUAGGAAGCGCAAGCGCAGAAGGCGUGGAGAGCCGAGCGCUAAUAUUGCUCUGAAUGAAAGCGAAGGCGACAGUGAUGCAUCAAGCUCGAGUUCUUCCUCCUCCUCUUCCUCCUCUUCUUCGUCAUCCUCGGCUUCAUCGUCAUCCUCAUCUUCAUCCUCCACCACGACUGGGGCGCUCAGGCAGGUGAGGAAACAAGCGGUCGCUCAGUACGACUCUGACGACUCUGAUGACGGACCGCGCAAGGAAGCUGGUUCGCUUACGGGACCCACGACCGCUCACGAGUCGGAGCCAUACGAGUCGGAACAGGCAGCUUUUGAGAGUGUGCCUGAUGAUCUGGAAAUGCGACCACUAGGGUCGAUCCACAGCAUCGUCGACGGUGUGGUCAUCGUGGCGCAUGAUGUUGCGAAACAGAAUGCGGCUAGAGGGACGCCAGCUCAGCAAGAGCAUCAUGCUGUGCCCAAGUGGAUGAGACCAGAACCUUAUCGUCCGCGCGACAUGGCUGGGACAGAGGGCGAGGCGGACGGAGAGUACAGCGUGCUCGACUCGGGAAGCACCAUCGCAUUCGAAGACCGACGGGUGCUUGGAAGGGUGUACGAGACUUUUGGCUCCAUCCUGGCGCCGCUCUACGCCGUCAGAUUCUCUACAGCUUCAGCACUGCCGACCGGUACCGUCCCGGGCACACAGGUCAGCUACGUUCCUCAGCACAGUACAUAUGCGCUCACCCAACUGCUUCGACGCGAAAAAGGCUCGGAUGCUAGCAACUUUUUUGACGAAGAAGUCGGAGAUGAAGAGAGAGAAUUCUCGGAUGAUGAGGCGGAAGCUGAGUUCAGGAAGAACAAGAAACAAGAAAAGGCACAACGGCUUGCGGGCAUCAAUGCUUUGAACGGCUCCAAUAUGUCGGCGGGAAAGAAAAACAAGAAACGGAAGGGCAGAGGAGAUAAUGCUAGAGGGAAUGGAUCCCUGGUCCACCAAUCCAUUGGACCAGCCGCGCUGCCCUCAAGACCCGAUUUCGAUGCAGUCCCGAGCACUUUGCCUCCCUUGAGAUUUGGAGGUGGCUCAAACGGGCCGGAUCCGCGGGCUAUGCCAUUACCUUACGACGAUGCCGCGCCGCAGGCUACAGGACCCAGCAAAUUUGGCCAGCCAGCCUUUACCGGCGUAUCAGGACCAAGCGCUGGCAUAAGUGCACCACAAGGGGGCGCCUUGCAAGGCCUAGCUCACCACGAGGCGCUGCUCCAACAGCAGCGGCAGCAGCCGCAGCCGCGCCACCACGCUAACCCUGGCCCGCCACCUGGGGCUGCCGUAAAUCCUCUGUUCUACGGUCAAUGGAGCAUCCCAGGGCAAUCGGGGCCUGCCGGUCCAGCGCCGAACUCGAAUCCUCAUUGGAGCGCGCAAGGGUAUGGCGCCUGGCAGCAGCAGCAGCAGCAGCAGCAAUACUACGGCACUCCUCAUCCAGCGAACCAGACCACGUACGGCCAGGCACAACUGCACGCUUCUCAACAACAUGCAUCAUGGCAGGGCGUGCCGCAACAGACGCAACAAAAUGUGUAUCAGGCAGGAGCGCAGCAAAGCUCGUCGGGCGCGUACUUCCAGGCGAAUCAGCAACCGGGUGCUGCUGCCGCUCAGCAAGGGUAUUGGCCUCACGCUCCGCAUCAAAAUGGACACUCGACGUUGCAACGGGAUUCGCAGGGAUACAGUCCUCAUCAGGCUGGAGGUCUGUUUCCGAAGGGACAUCACGUGAGUGUUGGUCAAACGCCGCAUCCAGGACAUCAUGGUGCUGGAUAUGGACAGCAGUGGAAUGGACAUGCGCCGAGGUGAUCAUUAUGCCUCUCUGUUUCAGACCCAUCAUGUCUCUCGCCCCUAAUUCUUUGGAUGCUUCUGCGUGCACAUCGCUUCUCCUGCGAACAGUGAAUGCUCGAGAGAAUUUUCAAUGCGCUCGUACGUGCGUUUGACC